GGAACAUUUCACUGGAUUGUGCAAGGGAGGUAUGCGAGGAAUGUUGCGGAUUUCUGGCGAUUUUGAUUCUGUUCCCAGCUGAGGAAAUAUCCGAAGUAGCUAGCUGGUAACUUCCUUUGUAGUUGGCAAUUAAAAUAGGAACAUUGAAAUGUUGAAAAGUAUUGGAAAGGAUGGCACUAAACAGCAUCGGCCCAGCCAGCUGGACAGCGCCCUCUGUGAACAACUUGAUAAACUAGUGGAAGAUAUGACACACUCAGGGAGCCCAAGCCUUGAGGAAAAACCUCUAAAACAACUCAAGAAGAUAUGCAGGAUUUCUGAUGCUUAUGUCGAGCACGCCUUCCAUCUCUUGUCCAAUCAGCUCGCUGAGGAGCAUGCCGAAAUCCGCCUCUCGUCGUUCCAAAUUAUGAAUGAGCUCUUCAAUCGCUCGCACCGCUUCAGGGAACUUCUCGUUGCUGACAUGCAGGAGUUUUUAGCGUUGACCGUAGAGACCGUUGGGGACUAUCCACUACCCCCUCCUAAAGCAGCGGCCAAGCUCCUCAAGGAGCAAACACUGAAAGCAGUACAAGAAUGGAAUAACAAGUACGGGAAGGCCUACAAGAAGCUGGCUCUGGGAUAUGGCUUCCUCAAGUACAAUAAAGUGGUGGAUUUUGCGAAUCUUGAAGCCCGAUCUGCAGCAGAGCGUCGUGCUCAAGCAGCUCGGCAAGCCAAGAUGCAGGUGUUAAUGGCACAGAAGAUCAGCAGGGCUCUGACAGAUAUGGAAGAAACUAUUCCCGAAAUCAACGAGUGUCUAACACAGAUCGAGAACUGCUUCGAGUUGCUUUUACCCAACCCUGCUCGGUUUGAUAACACUGAUGUCCCCUCAAACAAAAUGGUAUCACCCAGCACCAAGUCACGUUCUGCUACUCAGAAAGGGGGAACUAUUGAUUCGGAGGGGUUGUCGGGUGAAAGAGUGAAGGGGAAAUUAAAAGGAAAUGAUGGAGAGUCUUCAAGACAUGAUGAUGGAGAAGACGUUUCAGACGAGAUGGAGGAGGAUGACGAUGAGGAUAGUUUGGAAGGGGAGGAAGAGGAGACAGGAGAGGAGGGGAAAGAUGCGAGUCUCCUUCAGCAACAUGGACUGCCAUCUUGGAAUUACAAUAUUGACAUCGAUAUCAACACAGAGGGUGUGGUGCUACAAGAAGAUGAGGAUAAUCAAGACAUCUUGACGACAUUAGAAGACAUGAACCGUCUCGCUUCCUCAGCUUAUCUUCCUCGUCUAGCAGUCUGGAUGGAGGUUUUCAGCAAAAGUGGCAAAAAUGUUAACCAACUAAAGCGUUGCAUAGACCUCAAGCAGGCCCUGAUCAAUGCACUGGCUAAACAGGCCGAACUGAAAGUCCAACGCAAGAAAUCAGAAAGAGAAAGGAGAGGGUUGCAAGUGGGCGAUGUUGAUGGGGAGGAUUCGGACAGCGACGGAGGAGAAUUUGAAGACGUUCCUGUCAAGGAGGGAUUCGAACCCGUCAUCCCUGAUCAUCUGAGAGCUGAGUAUGGUUUGGAUCCUUUACCGAGCACCAGCCAAGAAUCCCAACCCUCCACCUCUUCAAGUUCAAUCAAUAAAUCUAAACACCUCAACGCGGAAACCUUACCAGCAACAAGUUUUGGCUCGGCGCUUGGCGGUGAUUCCUGGAACACACCAUGUGGCAGCGGGGCGGCUAAAGGUAGCGAGUGGCAUCCUCUACGAGAGGCGCAACAUGUUCUCUCGGAUCCGGCGUCUCAAGCCGGUACCAUCAAAGUGAUGAAAGAGAGGCUGCGUGUUAUCCGAGAGCAAUUUCCUAUCAAGAGGAGAUCAACUGAAACGAAGACCUUGACGGUCGAAGAGCAGCAACGUCGCCAGCUGCUUGCCAAGGCUCCAGUGGUGCCGUUUGGUGUCGAUCUGGAACACUGGGCAAAUCCAGAGAAUAUCGAAGCUCCGAUGGUCAUGCUACCUGAGACAGCGCAAUGGGUUUGGAGUACCUCCGUACAAGAUGAAGUCAAAAUCAUGGAGCAUGCUAAAGACAGUCUGACAACCCGCGUGUUUAACUACACCGGAGAGUUUGAACCCGUCAAAUGGACAUGCCGUGCCCCAUUGCCUUCUGGGAAACUGUGUCUCCGAAUGGACAGGUACAAGUGUCCAUUUCAUGGGAAGAUUGUUCCUCGAGACGACAAAGGAAACCCAAAAGAGGAUCAGCCAGAAUUCCAGAUGAGCAAAGAACAACAAAAACAAGCCAAGGCCCUGGUCACUGAUCCAUCUCUCCAGAGAGAUAUCGAGAAAGGCCUGGGUCGCGAUCUUGGUGGUCCCUCAACGAGCGGAAAGGGACAAGGGGGCAAGAAGGGCAAAGGGAAGGCCAAGAAAUACCCUAACCUCACUGACCUCAGGAAGACCACCAACACCAGCGUCAAUAGACUGGGAAAGAAAGUGUUGAACAAGAGUUCCCUUCGAAGGGUUGCCAACGCUAUGAACAAGAUGGAGCAGAGACGAUAUCAAGACAAGUUUGGAAAUAACUUCAACUACAGGUAGUUUGGGUUCAAUUCCUUGCCUUUUACUUCUCAUUUGGGAUGAAAUCCAAAGGAUGAAAUGGUUGAUGAAUUUGUAAAUGAAUUUGAAGUCUGGGUGUCUUUAAAAUAUGUGGCCAGCAUUGGUAGUCAUGGAAGAUCAAUAUGUGCUAGUGUGUGACUCAAGCUACACAUAAAAUAACAACCCUGUUACAUCAUGGAGGAAGAAACUAUUUUCUUCCUCCAUGGUUACAUGUAACAUUGAGCUCACUCAGUUACUGUAGUCACAAGGAAAUGGUGAACAACCUUAUCACUGUUUUCAGGUUUUCAGGUUUUCACUGUAUUCAAACGUCAAAUUUCUGACUCUCCAAAAUUUUGUUAAAGCAUUUUUAGUCUUCAUGCAUAAGUAUUUCAAGGGAAGUUUUAUAUCGUACUAAAUGUAGGUUAUGUUCAAAUCUGUGAGCAAUGUUUAUUUUCCAUUUUACCGAUGUCAUGCACACCCUAACAAGCUUGGAUUCAAAUAUGUUUGUGUUUUUAAAGAUCACCCUAAUGUUAACAUUGAAAAUGUUAUUGUAUAAUUUACAAAACAAAUUCAGUUUGUUUUAGAAAAUAUUUUGUUGGAAAAUGAUUAAAAUGUUCACUUGCAAAAAAUAAUUUAUUACAAGUGAUUAAAAUGUUCACUUGCAAACAAAUAAUGUAUUACAAGUGAUUAAAAUGAUUUAUCCCUGCAAAUAUCCAUGAAUUUGUAAAAAAAA
This is a messenger RNA of Asterias rubens (European starfish), 3260 nucleotides long. RefSeq names its product UV-stimulated scaffold protein A-like. The coding region runs from base 149 to 2530 and encodes 793 amino acids. The transcript is spliced from 15 exons. Gene Ontology annotation, biological process: response to UV; transcription-coupled nucleotide-excision repair. Gene Ontology annotation, molecular function: RNA polymerase II complex binding. Gene Ontology annotation, cellular component: chromosome. The record is from RefSeq and is a predicted model, not a curated record. Lineage: Eukaryota; Metazoa; Echinodermata; Asteroidea; Forcipulatida; Asteriidae.